AUGCUUAUUACGAGCCGCAAUGAUCAAUUGCUACAGGGAAAUGGAUAUUCACUUCCACUACUAACAAAAGAUGCAGAUGUCCGUUUUUGUGAAUAUUGUCUGAUCAAUAUGUGCACACAACUUGUUGGCCUGGCUUUGUCUUUGCAGUCGAUAUCGUGGACGGGCAAGUGGCGAACAUCAGAGUUGUUAGAGCAAACCAAGAAAUAUUUGCCUGAAACUCCAAAGCUGUUUGUUGUUGUAUCUGUUUUGGCACUAAAAAAAUCUAUUCGACGAAUUGAUAUCUAUAAUGUAUUGAGUGAAACUAUGUUAAAUGCAUAUUAUGAACGCCAUGCGACGGGUAUUUCUCAAAAAGUUCUCGUUUAUUUGCUUACAGAACUGGCUGCUCACAUGACACAAUAUCUAGCGACAAAUACUAUUGAAGAAUUCAAUAUUCGCGGGAAAUAUCGUUGUGCACUUGAAAUUAAACCCCAUCGCAUCGAAACUCCACGAAUGGUCGAUGAUAUUGUACAAUUAUUAGCAGACAAUAUCGGUUUAUUGAGUGCAGUUGGCAAAGGUUCUCAAUGUCUUUACCGGUUUCGAUAUUCACUGUUCCAAGGUUAUGUGCAAAUGUCUUGUACAAUCUUCGAUCAAUGGCGGUAG
Messenger RNA from Didymodactylos carnosus, 639 nucleotides. Lineage: Eukaryota; Metazoa; Rotifera; Eurotatoria; Philodinida; Philodinidae. The record is from the annotation of a GenBank genome assembly.